This is a messenger RNA of Cuculus canorus (common cuckoo), 3153 nucleotides long. It is a transcript of the gene SNAPC1, whose product is annotated as small nuclear RNA activating complex polypeptide 1. Bases 56 to 1042 code for a protein of 328 amino acids. Gene Ontology annotation, biological process: snRNA transcription by RNA polymerase II; snRNA transcription by RNA polymerase III. The record is from RefSeq and is a predicted model, not a curated record. The transcript is spliced from 9 exons. NCBI's taxonomy places the organism in Eukaryota, Metazoa, Chordata, Aves, Cuculiformes, Cuculidae. Gene Ontology annotation, cellular component: snRNA-activating protein complex. Gene Ontology annotation, molecular function: sequence-specific DNA binding.
GCGGGCGGAGGCCGGGACUGCGCAGGCGCGGGGUCUGUGGGGAGCGCGGUGCGGGAUGAGCGCGGUGCCGGGGCUGCAGGCGGACUGCGAGGAGCUGCUCGGCGCCUUCCGGGACGCCGACACUGUGCGCUUCGAGCGCUUCGCCGAGCUGUGGCGGGAGCGCCGCUUCCACACCAUCUUCUAUGGAAGAAUCAGAGCUUUGGAGAGGAUUAAGCUGACAAAGAAGACUUUAGAAAUGGCACAGCAGUACUUCUUGCCCCCAUACACCUUCCAGAUUCGAGUUGGUGCUUUGUACCUUCUGUACGGGCUGUAUAAUACACAGCUUUGCCAGCCAAAACAAAAGAUCAGAAUUGCGUUCAAGGAUUGGCCUGAAAUCGAGAAAUUUCAACAGGAUCUGAUAGACUCCCAGCAUUACGAUGCAGCGUACAUCUUUUGGACACUGCGACUUGCCAGGGCAUUUCAUUUCACAGCAAUGCCAAAGCUACUAAACUACAGAACCAAGAAAAAGAUUGAGGAAAACGAAUUUAAAGAAGAAUUUAAGGAGCCAAGUAACAGAGUAACCAGCCUCAUCACUAAUGAUGUAUUGGAGGAACUGAUGAAUAUUCAUGAGCAUUAUCAGAAGAUGAAGUGUGUCAUUUCAGCUGACAAAUCCCAGCCAGACAAGGCCCUGAGCUUGAUAAAAGAUGAUUUUGUAGUUACUCUUAAAGACAUAGCCUUGGAACAUCAGGAAUGGCAACAGAAUAAAAUGAAAUUAUUCCUAAAUGCUAAAGAAACUGGUGAAACAUCAAACAGAAAGGAAGAAGAGACUUUGCUAGAAUCAGAGGGUUCUGAAAGAGCAAGUGCCUUGGCUAGAAUCAAAUACAAGUCUUACUCUGCAGUUGUUGAGGCUUCCAAAUCCAGAAGACAUCGUCAAGUAAAAUUAGAAUCUUCUGAAUCAGGAUUGAACUACGGGAAGUCUCCAAGCCGAAGUAAGAAAACCAGAAGACCACAGCCAGCAGGGAGAAGAGAUUCUUUGGAAAACAAAGGUAGAAGGACAACAUAAGUGCAUAUAAUUUAAUCUGUAGUCUCAUACAUAGUCCUGCUGGUUUUCCUCUGGAAAGGUGUGACCUUGGAAGAUCAGUGUCCUGUUUUUUCCUAUUGCCACGUAACAACAAUCCUGGAGAUUAAGAUAUGUAUCUAACUGUUUCUUCUGACAGAUAGCUUCUACUUUUGAAGCUAUCUUUUUGAUGAAAAUCAGCCUGUCCGGUAAUUUUGAUAGCUCGUACUAUCUUCAUGAGAUCCAAAGUAAGCCUUGCCUGUUUCUGACCUGUUCCGGAGCUCUUGAAGGAAUAUAGUAUUUCUGAAGAGAAAAUAAUAUUAAUGUCUUAAUGAUGAUGAUUGCUUUGCAAGACUGGUGCAGGUACCAGUCACAUCAGUCACUCUCCUUCCAUCUGAUACUCGUUAUUUAUUUUGUUCUUCUGUUACUGAAAUUUUUGGUACUUUAAUGUGAACAGAAAUCUUUUGCCAAAAACUAAUGUAGUUUAAAAACUCUUUUCAAAUUGUUUCCUUAAUCUCAGUAUUUGGAUUAAUGCAGUAGAACAGUCCUAGAUUUGUUUUAGUUUACAGCUUGACUUAGCUUUUCCCUUCUUGACGGGAGGGGUUUUUAUAAACCUGUGAUUUGUUUUUUGUGGUUCUAUUUUGUAAUUCUAUUUUAUUUCUGCUGAGCACUAAAAUUUAUCUAGGAAUCAAAACAAUUUUAAGGACUGAACUUUGGGAUCAUUUUUCUAAUUUUGAAAUGCACCUUGGAAGGAAAUGCUUUUAUGGGCUUGUACUUGGUAUUGGUCUGGUUUAUCUAUACUGAUUAAAGCAGCAUUGGUAUGUCCCUGUGUGCCCUCAGAGAGGCCCUUGAUUAAUGUACUAAUAAGAAGACUUCAAUGUUUUAAAAGAAAUAUUAUAGAACAUGAACUGCAAAUGCCUGUAAUCUCCCCUUGAAUGGUGGGGAGAGGAUAGAACUUUGUGCAUGAUGAAGAGAGACAUUUUCACUCGAUAGGCAGCCGGUAGGGAGAAUGAGUGCAAACAGAAAGUGAUGGAGUAAGCAAGGAUAUAGGGAAUGCUUUUAAAAGUAAGAAACUUGGAUGGGGAAUUACUGCCUGCCUCAGACCAGAAGUUUUUUAAAAAAAAAUUGACUUACCUGAUCCACAGUUGCUAAGUUAGUAUCUUUUUUUUUGUUUCUUUUAUUUGUGAAGUUUUUUGAAAAUAUGAUGCUAGGACCAAGAACUUAAAGGAUUAACCAUUUAUUUGGGUUCUUGUUCUAUGGUGUCAUCAUUUAUAUUAAUAUAUUCUGAAAGAGAUCCAGUCUCAGAAUGUGAUAAGACUGAAGUGAGGGUAUUUUGCUAGAUAGAAAGAGGAGAUGAGGAAGGAGAAAGAGAUCAGCUUUCCAUUUAAGGACUCUUGGAGAGAUCCUAUUUGAUAUUGCUGAUCUUUGGCAUAUCUGAACUGACCAGUGAUUGCUUUUGUUAUUUUACUAUCAGUAUUUGUCAUCUGGAUUGGUGCUCUUUUACUUUCUGGUUAUUUGCACAUCCCCGCUUACGCAUCUUUUUUUGUCUUCCAAGACUUUCUUUAGAUCUCUGCCUCUCAGUUCUGAAAACGUGGGGAAUUACUCUUCUUAAGGAAAUAGUCUUUCUCAUAUGUAACUUUUAAACUUAUAGAAGUUGCUCUGCCAUUUAAGUCUUUCACUCAUUAUUAAAGGUUAAAUGUCAUUGAACAGCAAGAUAGUCUCGAAUGAUCAGGGAUUUAAUUUUAAAGUUCCAAAUUUUGUUUUCUGUCUUGCUUGGCCUCUGCUAAGAGAAAAGUUACUGGUAAAAUUUAUCUCUCUUCAGAGGUGAGCAUUAGGCCUUUGCUGCUCUUGAAAAUGGUAGAUGAAGUCUUCAAGAGGAAUAAGGGCAUUCUGAAUUACCUCUUACUGGGUUGGUGAUUAAUAUGCUUUAAGCUUGUAGUGUUAAUUACUUGUUAUUGAAGAUUUCUUUAUUGAGCCAUAAGAAGAUACUGUGAAACAUAAGUGUUUCUUUACAGCCUUUGACUAGGAAGUCAAGAGAGCAGCAAGUGAAUAACCUUUUAACUGCAGGGCUUAAGAUGUAGAAGCAAAAAAAAAAAGCUGACAGUUUUUUCUAUAAA